AUGUUUAAAAGUGACAAAACAUUGCAUGCAGGUUCAUGCCGUAUAUGCUUGGAUUCACAGUGUAAUAAUAUGGUCAAAUUAGAUCAUCAGAAUGGCUGGUUGGCACUAUUUGAAUAUUGUUUUGGCAUAUCACUCUCAAUACAAGACACACCUCAAAAUCUUUGCCGGCAGUGUGCAAAUAAUGUUACAAAGUAUUCAAAGUUUAAAGAUCUUUGUUUUAAAUCUGAUAAACUUUGGAAAUCCAUUUCAAAUGGGAAACAUUUCACUAGAAAAGUUCAAUAUGAUAAACAUGUUAAAGAUGAAAUAUUUGAUAAUGAACAAGAUGGAAAUGAGAUUGUUACUGCUAAUGAAAAAAAUUGUACAUACACUAAAGAGUUCAACAGUGAUAUGAAUAAUUAUGACGAUACUGAUGACAUUGCUAGUAUUACAAAUAAAAUAGAAAAAGUCAAUAAUGAAAAACUAAAAGAUCUCUCUGAGGAAGGAGUAAUAACUUACAAUGUUCAUGAUAAAGAUAUGAUUUUGCUUGCUAAAGAUAGAUAUUUGAAGCACAACCCUAAUACGAAUAUAAACAAAGCUUUUAAUAAAAACAUUAGCAGAAAAGUCAAAGAUUUGUUUAUUUGUAAAAUAUGCGAAAAAAAAUAUGGGUCUAAAAUGUGGUAUUUUAAACAUUUGAAGUCAUGUAAAUUAGAAGAGGUAAACAACAGUACUGGUACAGAAAUAAAGAUACAUGAAUACAAUAAAAUAUUAAAGUGCAAAAAAACAAAGAAACGCCAAAACUUUUUACACUGUUGUGGUGUCUGUAAAUUUUCUUCAAAUAACGGCGAUGACAUCACUAAGCAUUUGGAAGGACAUUGGAUCAAUAAUGACUUGCAAUGUACGUUGUGUGAAUUUAUUGGUAAAGACCAGGCGGCUAUUGCUGCGCAUAGGUAUAACCAUUAUGCAGCCAAAACAUCGAGUUUCACGUGCCACAUAUGUCAAAAGAAAACGAAAUCUCAACUUACACUGCAAUUCCACUAUAGAAAGGUACAUUUAAAUAAAAUUGGAGGAUUGUGUUCACAACCACAGUGUGAUAAAGCAUACAAUUCUUGGAAAUUAUGGAAAAGACAUGAAAAAUUGCAUAGUCAUCCGGGGUAUAUAUGUGACUUUUGUGGACAGAAGUACAGAUACAAACAUUCAAUUGUGGAACAUUUGGCUAACCACGUUAACCCCGCUACCUAUGUUUGUGAUGUGUGCGGUAAAACCUUCUUACGGUUACGUAAUUUGAGGGUGCACAUGGAAAAUGUUCACGUAAAAUUAGAUCCAUUAAAAUGCUUACACUGUGGCCGUAUGUUCAAAAACCAACACUAUUUGAGAAUACAUCAGAAAUUGUUGGCGAUGGAGAAAAUUUGGAAAUGUGAAUUUUGUCCGAUGGAGUACCCGCAACUCAAUCUUUUGAAUAGCCAUUUAAAAAGCCACAGCGACGAGAGACCUCACUGUUGUCAUGUCUGCGGAUCGAGGUACAAAGCGAAAAGUCAACUCGCCAUUCACAUACGGAACCACACGGGGGAUAGACCAUACAAAUGUUCUAUGUGUGGCAAAGCAUUCAAGUCAUCACAACUCCUAAGAAGACACACCAUGAUUCAUACUGGAAUCAUGCCUCACAAAUGCUUGCACUGCGAAAAAACAUUUCUAUGUAAGAAACGCUUGAUAAAGCAUUGUACUAUGCGUCACAAGUCAUUGGAUAUAAUAUGUAAAUAA
Molecule: messenger RNA, 1737 nt
Organism: Arctia plantaginis
Lineage: Eukaryota; Metazoa; Arthropoda; Insecta; Lepidoptera; Erebidae
Source: the annotation of a GenBank genome assembly